This is a messenger RNA of Seminavis robusta, 1212 nucleotides long. Lineage: Eukaryota; Bacillariophyta; Bacillariophyceae; Naviculales; Naviculaceae. The record is from the annotation of a GenBank genome assembly.
AUGAUGUUGAGUAGCGACCACGGCUUGAGCGACGAAGAGAAGGAAGCCUUUGGGGAGAUUGCUGAGAUUGUGUAUGAUCAAGAUGAAACGAGUACAUUGGACGAGGAGGAAGAAGAGUUUGCGGCUCUUGCCACUCAUUGGGCGUGCAAGACUAAACGCACACAACCUGGCGUGGUCCAGUUUCUGGCGCACAGGCUGCCGAUGGCUGCCUCCAGGAGGACGUUGGAUGGUCUCUAUCCGAUUUAUCUACUGUUCAAGCGCGAGCAUACUCUGGAAGAAGUGAAAGCUGUUGUGCAAGCAGAUUCUCCCGCAGGCAGCCUGAGCAAACAAGAGCACCUACUGCUACAAGGCUUUGCCUCUCGCCAUGGCAAUGUCCAAGUGAUCGAGUACAUUGUGGAACAGUGCCCUCUUGUCAGGAAAAAACACGAGACAGUCCGUGAUAUCUCAUUGCCACAUUUUACAGCUUUGGCCAAGCUGCUGCCGCAACUGACCAAAUUCAGCCUCCACAUUUUCUCUCGGGAACUACCCACUAGUAACGACUUGAUUGGCUGGAAUCAUGUCAUGGAAACACUGGGGAAUUGUAAUUCCUUGGAUAGUCUCAACAUUACUUUGAAAUUUCCAGAGGGAUUUCCAUCCACUGGGCUGGAUGCUCUCGGCAAUGCCCUUGCCUCGAUUGAAAACCUCAAAAGUUUGACUCUGGAUGGAGGCGAGAGGGGACAUUGGAAUCGUACGAUAUUAGCCCAGGCCAACCUGACGGCGGCGCUGGUAACCCUCCUCAGUCGCAAUUCUCUGCAAGCUAUACGGGUUCCCAACACCAUCUCUGUCGAUCACAACGAAAUCUUUGAUGCCUUGAAACGCAACAUCAGCCUUGAAACCUUUGAUAUUGUUUCCUGUGUCAACAAUGACGACAAGCGAAAGGCGUUGGCACAAGUGCUCCAAGUCAAUACGACAUUGCGUUUUGUAGAGCUUCGAUCCACUGGAGGGGAGGCCGUGACGUACGACAAGAUUCGGUACCUGCUGCAGCUCAACAUGUCAGGGAGAGCCAAGGCCCGCACGUGCACCACAUCUCGCGAGGAAUUUGUCGAUCUACUGGCGACAGAAGUGGAAUCCUGGGAGAUCUCGUCAACUUCCACAUCAAUGCAAACAAGUCUCAUGCUGGAUCUAUUGAGAGAGUGCCCCAGUAUUUGGUGUAGGAGACCGCAACAUCGUUGA